AUGCAACCCAUCAUCCUGUAUGACAUACCAUCCAAGCUCCCCAAGAAAAAAUGGGCACCCAACCCAUCAAAGACAAGAUUCUGUUUCGGCCACAAAGGCCUUCCGUAUGAGGUUAUCUGGGUGGAGUUUUGUGACAUUGUUGCAACCAUGAAAGGUAUCGACGCAUCUCCAACAGCUGGGAAAAGAUACACCGUGCCAACCAUUAAAGACCCCAACACUGGCGUAGUGGUCUCCGACUCCCAUGCUAUUGCCAAAUACCUCGACGAGACCUACCCUGACAAGCCACUUAUACCCCGCGGGGCACACGUACUCUUAGAGACAUUCGAGACCCUGUAUAUCAACACAGUCAUGAUGCCGUCCUUCAAGCUCCUCAUGACCAGAACUCUCGAGAUACAGAAUGAUAUUAGUCGGCAAGUAUUCAUCCAAUCGCGGUUAAAAAUGUUUAGAGAAACACAUUGGGAAGAUAUGGCUCCUGAGGGGAAGGCGCAGCAAAUGUGGGCUGCGUUAAAGAAGAACCUUGGUGUGGUGGACGGGUGGUAUCAAAAGAGCGGGGGUAGGUGGAUUAUGGGAGACACGUUCUCGUUCGCAGAUAUCGUCGUGGUGUCUUGGAUGGUUUGGUGGAACGCUAUCUUGAACAAACAAGAACGCCAAGAGAUCCACACAUUGCACGGGGGAAGAUGGGCACGUCUUUUGGCAGAUGUGAAUGCCGAGUGCAACACAGAGUUAGGCUCCUUUGAAGAACAUAGUCGUUCCCUCUUAUGA
Molecule: messenger RNA, 762 nt
Organism: Suillus discolor
Lineage: Eukaryota; Fungi; Basidiomycota; Agaricomycetes; Boletales; Suillaceae
Exons: 2
Coding region: 1-762 (253 amino acids)
Source: RefSeq, a predicted model, not a curated record